This is a messenger RNA of Penicillium hordei, 1776 nucleotides long. RefSeq lists its product as uncharacterized. The transcript is spliced from 6 exons. Gene Ontology annotation, molecular function: carbohydrate:proton symporter activity. NCBI's taxonomy places the organism in Eukaryota, Fungi, Ascomycota, Eurotiomycetes, Eurotiales, Aspergillaceae. Bases 1 to 1776 code for a protein of 591 amino acids. Gene Ontology annotation, cellular component: membrane. The record is from RefSeq and is a predicted model, not a curated record. Gene Ontology annotation, biological process: transmembrane transport; carbohydrate transport.
AUGGCAGAGGUAUUAUCAGAUCACGUCGAGGAGAUCUCAAAUGAACCUCAAACGGAAACGAUCAUGCAGGAUAAGAGCGAAAAGGGAGGCAUUUGUAAAGAUGUCCUCCUAGACGCCGAAUACUCGCACAUAAAUCACCCCGAGCCAUGGCGAUUUGAGCACUGGAUUCCUGGCGGAUAUAGCCAGUCCAGGAUGAUAAGAUUCAAGAAUCCAUCGGCGAUGUACAAGGCCAUCAACUUCUUUGCCGGUAUUGCGAUUUGCUUCUACGGGUAUGACCAAGGUGUUAUGUCCAUGGUCAAUCUGAAUCAUGAUUAUCAGAAGCUUAUGGGAAUCUAUCCCCUUGAAGGAAGUUCUAGAAACACAGCAGCGGAGGGUGGUAUCGUUGCUGUAUACUACGGCGGCACAAUGGUCGGUGCGCUCAUGGCUGGUGCAUUGGCAGACCGAUGUGGACGUGUGAAGGCCAUUGUCUUUGGUUGUUUGUGGGUUGUUUUGGGCGCUGCGCUUCAAGCUUCGGCUUAUAAUAUUACGUGGAUGUGCUUUGGGCGUGUUAUUGGUGAGUUUCGCAUUGCACAUGGAACUACGGUGAUUAACCUGACUGGUGUUUACCUAGCUGGCAUUGGUGUUGGAGCCAUUGAUUGUGUAAUUCCGGUCUGGUCAGCAGAAGUCAGUAGUCACUCGGCUCGAGGAGCAUUUUUGGCUCUUGAAUUUGUGAUGAAUAUUGGCGGCCUGGCAAUGGCCUACUGGAUCGAAUACUUCGCAUCGUUGAAUUCUAACCAGUCCAUGGCUUGGCGUACACCCCUCGCCCUUCAAUUAGUCUUCAUCUUCUUCAUAGGAAUUGGAAUCAACUUCUUCCCCGAGUCCCCUCGCUGGUUGAUGAAGAUGGGUCGAUAUGAAGAAGCACGGGAUAUCCUACGAGCCACACGACCCGGCGACAUCGAAUCCGAGGCACGGCAGAUCAUCCAGACAGUGCAGCACGAGCUGAAAGUAUCAUCAGCAAACCAAUAUCUUACGAUGAUUUUCCCGAAAGAUGAAUAUACACGCAAACUGCGAUGGCGAGUAUUCCUCGCCGUGUGGUUGCAGAUCAUGCAAGAGCUUGUCGGCAUCGGCGUGGUCACUGUCUACGCCGUCGAUCUAUUUUCCACAGCAGGUUUCAACGAGAACUUAUCCAAGCUCCUGGCUGGCUUUAACAAUAUCAGCUACAUGUUUUCUGUCUUCUUCGCGGUUAUCACUUUAGAUCGAUAUGGGCGCAGACAAACAAUGCUCUGGGGCGCUGUCGUCAUGUGUCUUGCUCUUCUUGUAGCAGGUAUCCUGGAUAUGUAUGCCCAGGAAGCCGGACCAAACCAGAGGAAAUAUGGAGCCGGCGUCGCGGCCAUGACCUUUUUCUAUACGGCUACAUUUGGUGCUACAUGGCUGACAACACCUUGGCUCUAUCCAACAGAGAUCUUCCCAUUGACUGUCCGUGCCAAGGGAGGUGCGUGGUCCGUUGUAGGCUGGUCGAUCGGAAAUGGCGUCGUGACAAUGAUCACUCCUUUCCUCUUCCAGGCCAUUGGAUAUGGUACGCUUCUACUCCUUGCCGGACUGAAUGUAUUUGUCAUUCCGUUUCUCAUUCUACUCUAUCCUGAGACGGCUGGUCGGAGUCUAGAGCAAAUGGAUGUUUUCUUCGACAAUGCCGAUUCUUGGAAUGUAUUUACUGCUAGCAAGGGAAUUCGGGAAAAAGGGUUUGACGAUUGGCAGUGGACCAAGAAGGUUUCCACGAGGGAAACUCCUGUUGAUUAA